Messenger RNA from Symsagittifera roscoffensis, 6895 nucleotides. Its product is annotated as kinesin-like protein KIF1B. The transcript has 14 exons. Lineage: Eukaryota; Metazoa; Xenacoelomorpha; Acoela; Convolutidae. Gene Ontology annotation, biological process: microtubule-based movement. The record is from RefSeq and is a predicted model, not a curated record. Gene Ontology annotation, molecular function: ATP binding; microtubule binding; microtubule motor activity. Bases 1922 to 6817 code for a protein of 1631 amino acids.
AAGGCAGUCGGAACAUUCAGGGCUUUGCCCUUUUACGAGCAGUCUUGGUCAGGUUUGAAACUAUCAACAACUUUCUUCAAUCUUAUUUUCAAUUUACUUUUUAUAUCUAAGUUAGUGUGAUUAGAUUUUGUACAGAAAAUUAGACUGCUUGAAAAAUGAAAAAAUAUAUAUAAUUGAUUGGCCUUUUUCAACUUUCGAACCUUAUACGGGUUCUCAAAGAAAGAAAUGUAGAACGAUGAAAAAAAUUGUUGUUUUUUUGUUCAAAUGUUGCAUGUGCGUGCCAAAUGUGGAGGACCUUUUGAGAUAUAUAAAAUUGUAUUCAUUUUUAACCAGUUUGUAAUUGAAUAUUCCUAAAGUUUUCAAUCAAAAUCCAACUUCAAAGAGGGGUUCGGAAUAUUCAUUGGCUUUAUUUAUACGAGCAGUAUUGUCUGUAUUUUAGAAUCAGAUUAUCCUAUUGUUAAUUUUGAAUUUGAUAUUGUGAUUAGAUGAAGUCGUUAAUAUGGUAACUGGGAGGAGACUAUGGGUGGGUCCCCAACUGAAGGGUUCCCCUAAUCUGCUCUUUUCUGACAUCCUUUAUUAACGGGCUAUUUUUGGAGCUAAAAUUGAGGUGAAGACUAAACGUGCAGGCGAUUUGUUAUCGCUACUAGAUAAGACGCCUUGCGCUUCGAUUUUAUUUUUGACAGCGCCUUUUUUCAAAAAACGCAUUUGCUUUUCCGGAAGCCGUCCGUUUUUUUCUCUAUUAGACAUUUGAUUUUUCUCUGGUCAAUAUUUGAUGUCACAGUCUAAACAUCUUCCCCUGCUCCCUACUCCGUUCUCCGCCUUAAUAAAAAUAUUGAAAAAACACAAACUUGAUCCAUUCAGGAACAGAAUACAAAUGAGGCUCGUAUUAGUUUUCAAGCUGUUUAGUUACCUACCAUCAAUCAGGAUUUCAAUUUGCUGAAUAAUGAAUAGAUAAAUUUAUCAUUUGCUUUGUUUUUGUUUGCAUCGCCAUUUUCACAUAAGUAGUGAAGCUCAACUAAAAAUAUCCGUGAUUGUUGAAUUUUUCAGGGUUGAAGGAAAAAUGUUACUGUUGAUUAAAAGUUGCUGUAUAGUUUCUCUAUCUACCAUUGCUUUAACAAUCUAUGAUUAAAUUAUAGUAUGUUUUUUAUCAUGGCUGAUAAUUCUUUUCCGUUUUACUGAUUUUGAAACCCUAAAAUUAAAUCAGAUUUUGCAUUUGGACAACUGAUUAAAUUCAUCAAAAGCACAAAAAUGAACCCUCUGAAAAAUUCAAGUUAAGGUCUCUAUAACCCGUCGUUCCAAAAAAGGUAAUUCUGAUGCAAUUUCGGCUUCAAGAUGUAGCGGUUUAUAGACAUGACAGUUUCUUGAUUAUCCACCAGAAAAACAGAAUUCGGUAAAUUAGAAUCAAUUUCAGUCGCUAUAAUGUGCCAGUUUACCUUGGACGACUCCAGAAAAUAAGAUGAAAAGAACCAUUUCUUCACCAACGUCUUUUACAGUUUAUCAGCAAUUUGUUCUCCUUUAACUGCAAUUGUAAUUGUUAACUCGGUUGCCUUUUAUGCAAAUUUCGAACUGAAUUUAUCCCCCUCAAAUGCUCCCUCGAGAAGAUUAAAAACACAUCUUUCUUACAGAUAUUUUCGACUCACAAUUUUACUUAUUUCACUAACUUUCAUCUAAUGAAGAUAGUUUUUAACAUUUUAUUUCAGUCUGACUUGAUUUGUGAAGCCUAAUUAAUUUAACAUUCAAGAAAAAGUGUAUGCUUUACUUCCUCAAUUUUGCUGAAGAUGUGCUUGAAAUUGCUAUAUAGUUCAUCAGAUUCAAUGAUGGAAUUCGAUAUUUAACUUUAUAAGUUUUCGUCGUUACUAUUGACCUAUUCAUAUUUCGAGAAUUGAAAUAUCUGAAGAAACUUAAUUCGAAUUAAGCAAUCAUGACGUCAUUAUCUCCCACAAGUCCCGGCAAGGGAAAACUACCCACCACCUCUUCCGCCCUGACAGUCGCAGUUCGAGUCCGGCCCCUGAACUCGAUCGAAACGGGAAAAUCUUGCAGUGUGGUCGUGUCUGCUCUAACCAACAAGCAGGUCGCCCUGACGAACCCUAAAACUCUCACUCAGAAACAGUUUUUGUUUGAUCACGUGUUCUCAGAUUCCCUUCUUGUGGCCAAGGGAGGGGGCGAGGAGGUUACAGCGGGAGAAAUGCAGCAGAAUAUCUACACCUCUAUCGGUCAACCAAUGUUGUACCAUGCUUUGAGUGGCUACAACGUCUGCAUUCUGGCAUAUGGGCAAACUUCAUCUGGAAAGAGUUUCACUAUGAUGGGUGGGAGGGAGUUCGAAUCCAGGGGAAUCAUCCCGCGACUCACUGAAGAUCUGUUCACUCGGCUACACGAGUCAUGUUCAGAGGCCGAGAAGAGAGAGGGCGGACAGUCGUCGGAUAAAACUUCGGUGGAAGUGAGCUAUUUGGAGAUUUACAAUGAGAAAGUGCGAGAUUUGCUCAAUCCGAACAACAAAAACUACCUGAAAGUGAGGGAGCACCCGGUGUAUGGCCCUUAUGUGGAAGAUCUGAGUAAGCUGGUGGUGACGUCACACGAGGGAGUGGAGAAGCUCAUAGACGACGGAAACAAAGCGAGAACAGUUGCAUCUACAAAUAUGAACGAAGUGAGCAGUCGAAGCCACGCUAUAUUCAACAUACUCCUCAGCCAAUCAAGAGGCGGUGUCGAGACUCAGAGUAAAAUCUCACUGGUCGACCUGGCCGGCAGCGAAAGGGCCAAUGUGUCCAGUCACAAGGAGAGAUUGAAAGAGGGUUCCAAUAUUAACAAGUCACUCACUACUCUGGGCAAGAUCAUUUCGGGCCUAGCUGAUAGCACAAGUAAAUCAAAAGCGGGCUCCCGGAACAGCAAAGUAACGGCUGAUUUCAUCCCAUACAGGGAAUCGGUGCUGACUUGGCUGCUGAAGGAGAACCUCGGAGGGAACUCGCGGACGACGAUGGUGGCUGCAGUGAGUCCUGCUAGUGCCAACUACGAGGAGACCCUCUCCACCCUCCGAUACGCCGAGAGAGCCAAGUCCAUCGUGUGUGAGGCGAGGAUCAACGAGGACCCCAACAAGAAACUGAUUCGUGAGUUGAAAGAGGAGAUACACAGACUGCAGUCGGUCAUUGCGUCAUCGCAGACGUCGGUUUCAUCACCGAGACAUGGAAGCGCCAUGAGUGACUCACUUGUACUUGAGAAGCUGUCCUGCUCAGAGAAACUACUGAAAGAAGUAGAUCGGAGCUACGAAGACAAAAUCAGACGCACUGCCGAACUGGAGGAGAGUCGUUCACUCUUCCUGCAGCAGAUAGGAUUGGCCAGCGACAGUCAUCCGACAAACAGCAACAACAGCAACUGUCGUCAGCCAAUCAUAGUGAACCUGCACGAGGAUGAGCAGAUGAGUGAGCGACUGGUGUACUGUUUCCAGACUGGAGUCACAGUUGUGGGCAGUUCACAGGGUAGCAACAUACAGUUACACGGUCUCGAAAACCAACAUUGCAAAUUUACAUUCGAACAAAUGAAAGUAAUCUUCACUGCAAUCGGGUCAAACUGUUUCGUCAACGGGUCUAAAAUUGGAUCUGACCUCGAAAUAAAACACGACGAUCGACUCGUUAUUGGACUCAAGUACGUGUUCAAGUUUCAAUUUCCGAAUCUGAACAGCGCCCAAAUAACGCAAGAGGGCGCCAAAGAGCGCAUAACAUGGCAAACUGUGAAACAAGAAUUAAAAGACGUCAGUGGAAUUAACCUAAAACGAAACUUCGAACGGGCUCAAAGCACAGAUCGCGAAGAGGUUAAAAACUUGCUGGUGAAGUACAAAGAAAAAAUUGGUGAACUUGAAAAUGAGCGAAAUUCUCUCAAGAAUGAGAAAGAAGAGCUGAUGAAAAAGUACGAGUCGCAAGUAAAUUAUCAGAAAACAAUGGAAAGUAUGUACAAAAAGGAAAUUGAUUCGAAAGAAGAAAGAUAUAAAGACGAGAUUAGGCAAUAUGAAGACGCAUUGAUGGAACUUCAAACGCAACUUAAUGAACUUGAUGAUGAUUCAAGGUCAAGUUUAUCCAUCAGUCUUUCGAACCAAGAUGAAUCCGAAAAUUCUAGAAUUACUGAAGAAAACAUGCAGAUGAUGGUUGAUGCCUUUCAUCAAUGGAAAAAUUACCAAAUAAGGAAGUUGAGAGACACUUUGAGGGAGUUUGAAAGCUUAGUUGGAGAAGCAAAUCGAAUUAGCCGAGAGUGCGACAAGCAGAUGGAAUUUAAGCUAAAAGUGACGUCGGAUUCCUUGUAUACUUCGGUACCAAGUGAAGCUCAAUCAGAAUGUUUGACAUUUGGUCACAAGUGUCCCUUAAUUAAAGUGACAGACAAACAAAGUGGGCUCUUCUUUUACUGGACUCUGGAAAACUUCAAAGCCAAACUGGAUCUCAUGAAACAAAGCCAGCUAUCGCCUGAAAAUAAACUUAAAUCUGGAGCCGACGUCGCGGAACCCGUUGAAUCAGAUCCAAUGACUGAAGAUUCUGGGAACUGCGGUAGUGUUCUUGGGGUUCUGGAUGCCAAUGAUCUUCAGAGGGUUCCAAACGGACAUCCGAAGAAGGACAAGGGUUCCUGUCACGACAUGUCGGGUGGUGCCUCGCCGAAGCAGGAUCCGUUCUACGGGAGGGCGCCGUGGUUUCACCAGAUUGGGAAAGCCCUCACUUACAUAUCAAAUGUACUGGAGGAGAUCCCUUUUGUGGUGAAAGUGCCAAUUGUAAAUGAGAGCGCAGAAAUACAAGGUUACAUUCGAGUUGCAACGCAAAAUGUGCCAAAUAUGGACUGCUCACCUCAAAAAUUCUCCAAUCAAAAUGAUGAAAGCAUCACAUUCAGAAUCACACUUCUGGAAGCUAUGGACAUCUCGGCAAAAUUCACCGACAUUUUCUGCCAGUUUUCUGUUCCUGGGCUUCCUGAAAAAUUAUACUCGACAGAUCCGAUUAAAAACGAACCCAUGAACGGAAACGGACCGCCACUCGGAUUUUUCCAUGUCGAAAAUAUCUCCAUUCCUGACACCAGUGAAAACCGAGAACUUCUGACAAAACGCCCGGUUAUUUUUGAAGUUUUUGGUCACUUCAAUGAACAUCCGAUACAUAAACAGAAUUUGGGACGCCGCCAAAGAUUACUCAGUAUUGUCAGUCCGAGCUUUGUGUGCAAAAAUGGAGUCUUAAAGCGUCAGAAAUCGUAUUUGUCCAACAGAGGGGGUGUUUUUGAGGGGGAAAUUUUGGUUCUGACUGAGAUUUUGGAGUUGAACUACAGCGGCUACUUCAGUUCUGUAGUUUUGGAGAAACGAAAAAACUGCCCGGACUCUUUCCAGUUGCAUCAAGGGAUGCAGCGGAGGAUCAGACUGCGCAUAGUGCAUCCGAAUGAGAAAAUGGUGGCAAUAGGCCAAGUGGUCAGCAUCUCAGUCGGCAACAUUUCUUCACACCUCCAGCAGAACAACAGCAGCGGCAGAGGGACUACUUCAACAGCGGAUGAUUCCAGCAGCGAGGAAGAGAAAGAGGUGGCAGGUGUCAAUAAUAGCGUGGACUUGAUUAUUAUCAAACAGAAAUACACUCAAGACUUCUUAUUGCAACCAUCAUACGAACUUGAGUGCUCCUGGGACUCAACGCUACACGAAUCUGAUUGGCUCAACAAAAUUACGAAGGGGAAUGACGUCAUAAUUAUGAAAAUCCAAGUCGUGCUGCAACUCGAAAGCUACUUCAAACACCUUCAGUUCGACAUUAAUUGUAACUUGGUCGUCCGGUCUUCGUCUGGUUUGGGUCUCGGUUAUUAUUUCACACGGACUGAACCGGCAAUGAAAUAUUCAAUUUUUGGACUUGGCAUUCGGAAAAAUUCGGACUUGACCAAAUUUGCCGAGAACCGACGGAAGAUUUACUCGGAACAAGCUCAAAGAAAAUUGAACCAUGUGUCGAGGGACCCUAUUCUUCCAGUACCUAUUCUAGAACACCAAAUGGAGCUGGAAAGAUUGGAAUGGAUAUCUGAAAUUGAGAAAACGCGCCAUUUGCUACUGUUAGCUGAGAAGAAACGGGAGAAAAACAGCCAAAAAUUAGUGCCAGUCAAGAAAAAAAUAGUGCCAUUAAUUGAUAACAGCGAAGACGAAGAAGAAGAUCGAUGCUAUUACCUGAUUCAAAAAUGUGCUGCGCUGUUUACUCGUAAAAUUUAUUGCAGCGUGCACAGAAAAAUAUCCUUAGCCGAUUCAAUCCAAUUUGAUCACGCAAUUGGUGACUCAUCGUUACCAGCUGAGUCGCGAACUCACUCGCCUGUCAGCUUCAAUCGUGCUAAUUCGUCGUCGAUUGCCAAGAACGACUUAAACCAAUCGUCUUCUUCUCAACCUAAAACGAAGUUAAUUCCAAGCUACACAGUACCCGAUUUGACUAAAAUACCCCAAGGAGAUUUUUCAUCACUUGACAAUCAUAAUAUUGACCCCUACCAUUUGGAAAUUAACCCAAUUAGCUUUGAUAACACGGUUUUGCUGGAAGGUGCACUUAGCAUACAGCUUUCUUCGAAGAAACAUGGCACGCAGCUCUAUGGUAAAGUUUACCCUAACUACUUUGUAAUCACGACUUCUGCCUUGGACGGUACACCCCAAGCCUUAUUCAGUCGCUCUCAGAUGCGAGUUAAUUAUGACCGAAAACUGACUAAUAUAAAUCAAGUCACAUUCACGUACAGAUCAGAAUCGGUUGUAUUGCGGUUUCAAAAACAGGAAAGUUUGACCGAAUGGCUCAAGUUUCUGAAUGGAAACCAAAACUCACGCGAGAGUUCGAGAAAUCAUAGUUUUGACUCGAAGUGAUUAAUUUUUCUGUCAAAUUCACUUUAGUCCUAUAUCUUUUGUUCUUCAAAUUUUGAAUGUUAAAUGUUUGAAUCUUGC